Cucumis sativus (cucumber) is the source of this 1201-nucleotide messenger RNA. Its product is annotated as F-box protein PP2-B10. The record is from RefSeq and is a predicted model, not a curated record. NCBI's taxonomy places the organism in Eukaryota, Viridiplantae, Streptophyta, Magnoliopsida, Cucurbitales, Cucurbitaceae. Gene Ontology annotation, molecular function: protein binding. Bases 76 to 1023 code for a protein of 315 amino acids. The transcript has 3 exons.
UUUUAAGAAUUUGUGGUUGGAAUUUGCAAAUAGUUUUCAAAUCCCAUACAUAUUUGUUGAUUGCAUGUGGCCCAAAUGCGAAUGAGAGCAAUGGAACAGGAAUCGAGGAUGGAAAGUGAUGGCGAAGACCAAGAAAUUGGCGAUUUAUCUUUUUUGCCGGAAGGAGUAAUUGCUAAUGUGUUAUCUUUCACGACUCCAAUCGAUGCCUGUACGGCAGCGGCGGUUUCUCGAGUAUUCAAUGCGGCGGCGCAAUCGGAUUUUGUGUGGGACAGGUUCCUCCCUCCCGAUUGGGAUGUUUUGAUUUCUUACCGAAAAUCUUUUGAUCCACUUUCCAGUUCCAAGAAGGAUAUCUUUUUCUCUCUCUGCAACAACCCGGUUCUAAUUGACGACCGCAACAAGAGUUUAUCAUUGGACAGGCAGAGUGGUAAGAAAUGCAUAAUGCUUGGAGCAAGGGGUCUGUCGUUGCUUUGGGGUGAUACCUCUAGAUAUUGGAGCUGGGAUCGGCAUCCUCGUUCGAGAUUUGCGGAGGUGGCUGUGCUCCUCAAGGCGUGGUGGCUUGAAUUACGUGGAAGAAUAAGCUGCAAGAUAUUGUCUCCUAGGACAACUUAUGCAGUUUACUUUGUAUUCAAGAUGAAGAAUUGUAAUUAUGAAGGGUUCAAUUUUUAUCCAGCCGAUGCCACUGUUGGAAUUGUUGGGACUGAAAACCAUGGGAGAAGAAGCGUUUGUUUGGACCCUCAUUUGGACAAUCCUCGACAGUGGCGGAGGGGCUUUCUGCCUUCGCCUGGACCAUCUGUAGAAAUGUUAGGGUUAGAGUGGCCACAAGAGAGACGUGAUGGUUGGUUUCAAAUUGAGUUGGGAGAGUUUGAGAGUGGCGAUGGAGCUGAUGAAGUUGAGAUAGCUCUUAUGGAGGUCAAGGGCCAUUCUACCAAGACUGGACUUAUUGUCGAGGGGUUUGAGAUUAGACCUAAACACUCUUGGACCUUAUUAAAGCCGUGGCACUGCAGAGUGGCAACGAGAGUCUAAACAAAUAUGUUUAGUUAUGCAACUGUUUUAACUUUGUGUUUCUGGCAGGAAGAUGAACUAAAGGUGCAAAUCUCUGAGGCCUUAUGGUGUAAAACUUUUUUUUAAAAAAGUUAUAUUUAAAAUUUAAGCUCGCAACAGUAGGAUUUCAUUGAAUAUCAGCUACUAAAUUUGGUUUUAA